AUGCUCUCAGCCGGCAAUUCCAAGUGUGAUUUUAGUGAAGGGGAGAGUAAUGUUCCAGGUGUACCCAGGGUCGAUUGGGUAGUGGUAGUGUGCAUCAUUCCCACUUCCACUCACCCUUUCCCUCCCUCCCCCGUACUGUGGGACUCAGGAUCGGGUUUGGUGGUACCCACUGUGUGCUCAUGGGUGGAUAGACCCGAGGCGCAGGGACUGGUGGUGGCGCUCGUGUACCUGGUGGUAACCAUCCUCUUCCAGCACUUCUACUUCACGCCUGACUCGCCUAUGAGUGCCUCCCAGUGGCUGCUCGAGUACAAUGCAGCGCUCGCCUGCAUCUGCUACAUGGCCUUCCUGGGCUUCAUCGACGAUGUGCUCGACAUCCCCUGGCGCGUCAAGCUCAUUCUGCCGUCUAUAGCGGCCCUGCCUCUCCUAAUGGCCUAUUCAGGCCACACCACCAUCGUCAUCCCCAAGCCGCUGCGGCCGCUGCUGGCAGGGCUGGCAGGCGAGGAGGUGGCAGUGUGGGACCUGGGAGUGCUGUACAAGGUCUACAUGGGCAUGCUCGUCGUUUUCUGCUCCAAUUCCAUCAACAUUCUCGCGGGAGUGAACGGGCUGGAAGCUGGACAGACUGCUGUGAUCGCUGCUGCGGUGCUGCUGUUCAACAUAUGGCAGAUAGGCGAGCUGCCAGGCUUUAAGCUGCCACUGCAGCCGGACAUGCAACAGGCGCACCUCUUCUCCAUCUACCUCAUCCUCCCUCUGCUUGCAUGCACACUCGCUCUCCUCGUCUUCAACUGGUAUCCCUCGCAGGUCUUUGUGGGUGACACGUUCACCUACUUUGCUGGAAUGACACUCGCUGUGGUCGGCAUUCUAGGCCACUUCAGUGAGACUCUUCUGUUGCUCUUCCUCCCUCAGGUCAUCAAUUUCAUCUACUCCCUUCCCCAGCUCUUCAAGUUCGUGCCAUGCCCUAGACAUCGCCUGCCCAAGUUUGACCCGGCCACGCACCGCCUGACGGGCAGCAACGAUCUCAACCUCGUCAACCUCUUCCUGCGCCUCUUCGGCCCGUGCACAGAGGAACACCUCUGCAUCCGCCUGCUGCUCUUCCAGGUACUCCCUGCUCUUCCAGGUACUCCCUGCUCUUCCAGGUACUCCCUGCUCUUCCAGGUACUCCCUGCUCUUCCAGGUACUCCCUGCUCUUCCAGGUACUCCCUGCUCUUCCAGGUACUCCCUGCUCUUCCAGGUACUCCCUGCUCUUCCAGGUACUCCCUGCUCUUCCAGGUACUCCCUGCUCUUCCAGGUACUCCCUGCUCUUCCAGGUACUCCCUGCCCUUCCAGGUGCCGCGUGCUCUUUCAGGUGCCCCAUUGGCAGCUCUAGCUAAUGUCCCCUCCGCUCUCCUCUGCGUCACAUUACACACCCCCUUCAUGUUUGCUCCCCCAUUCGUGUUUGCUCCCCCCUUCGUGUUUGCUCCCCCCUUCGUGUUUGCUCCCCCCUUCGUGUUUUCUCCCCCCUUCGUGUUUUCUCCCCCCUUCGUGUUUGCUACCCCCUUCGUGUUUGCUCCCCUUUUCCCUCUCCCACCCGUCGCUCACCUCUCUCGCGCGCAUUCUCCUGUCGUUGCAGCCUCUCUUUACUUUCCCUCCUUCUCGUCCGAUGCAGGUACUCUCUGCUCUCCUUUGCUUCUCUGCCCGCCUUGUCCUUCAAGGGUGGACUAA
Messenger RNA from Closterium sp. Naga37s-1, 1698 nucleotides. The record is from the annotation of a GenBank genome assembly. Lineage: Eukaryota; Viridiplantae; Streptophyta; Zygnematophyceae; Desmidiales; Closteriaceae.